UUAUCUAAAGUACAUCUGUGUAUUUGCUUUUGGCAUCACUUUCACCAUGGCUGAAGCCUCCGCCGCCGACGGGAAAAUGAAGGAUCUCAAGAUAUCCGAGACGCAGAAGAGCAAGAAGGACGGCGCCCCCAAAAAGGCUCCCAAGGAAAAGAAGCCGCAGCAACAAAAGAAGAAGAUCGAGGGAGCUGCUCUGAUUGGUAUCGAUGUUGCGAAAGAGGCUGAUUUGGGAGAAUGGUAUCAGCAAGUCAUCACCAAGGGGCAGAUGAUCUCAUACUACGACGUCGCCGGCUGCUAUAUCCUCGAGCCCUCUUCGUACGCCAUCUGGGAACAGAUCAAAGCAUGGUUCGACUCUCAGAUCAAGACUCUCAAGGUCCGCAACGCGUACUUUCCCAUCUUCAUCAGCGCAGAUAACCUGGAGCGAGAGAAGGAGCACGUCGAGGGGUUUGCUGCUGAAGUCGCAUGGGUGACCAAAGGUGGAAAGUCUGAUUUGGAGAAGCCCGUCGCGGUGCGCCCCACAUCUGAGACUGCCAUGUACCCUUACUUCGCCCGCAAGAUCCAGUCACAUCGCGAUCUGCCCCUGAAAUUGAACCAGUGGAACAACGUUGUUCGAUGGGAGUUCAAGCACCCCAUGCCCUUCAUCAGAUCUCGCGAGUUCUUGUGGCAGGAAGGUCACACCGCCCAUCUUACCAAGAAGGAAGCCGACGAGGAAGUCUUACAAAUUCUGGAAUGGUACUCUCAAGUAUACCAAGAUCUGCUUGCUGUCCCCGUUGUUAAGGGUACGAAGACCGUCAACGAGAAAUUCCCUGGAGCAGAUUACACUACGACGAUCGAGGGCUUCAUCCCUGCCACCGGUCGAGGAAUUCAGGCGGCUACAUCUCAUAUGCUUGGGCAGCAUUUCUCGAAAAUGUUCAACAUCACUGUCGAGGAUCCCACUGCAAAGGAGGCCGGCAAAUCAGAGCAUGUUCACGUCUGGCAGAACUCAUGGGGUCUUACCACGCGAUCCAUUGGUGUCAUGAUCCUGACACACGGAGACAACCGGGGUCUGGUCAUUCCUCCUAGAGUCGCUGAAGUUCAGGUCAUUCUCAUUCCGGUCGGAGUAACCGCAAAGAUGUCUGCUGAGGCCAAGGAGGAUCUGUACAGCAAAGUCAAGAAGAUUUCGGACGACUUGCUUGAAGUAGGAGUACGUGUGGAGACCGACUAUCGGGAAGGCUACUCUCCUGGCUGGAAGUUCAACGACUGGGAGCUCAAGGGUAUUCCUCUACGCCUUGAGUUUGGUCCCAAGGAUGCUGAGAAGGGUGUUGUCACUACAUCGCGCCGUGACAUCGACGACAAGGACGCCGCUCGUGGAACUAUCAGUGUUGACGACCUCAAGCAAGAGAUCCCCCAACUUUUGGAGAAGAUCCAGAAAGAUAUGUUCGACCGUGCCAAUAAGAAAUACAAGCAGCACCGUGUGCAACUCACUAACUGGGACGACUUCGUUCCUACCCUGAAUGGCAAGAAUGUUGUCCUCGUCCCUCACUGCGAAGGUGACAAGUGCGAAGACGAGGUCAAAGAUAAGAGCGCGAAGAAGGCGUUGGGCGAUGGUGUCGCAGAAGACAAGCAAGCCCCUGCCAUGGGAGCCAAGAGCUUGUGUAUUCCCUUUGAACAGCCUGAGGGCAUUGAUGGCAACACAAAGUGCAUCAAUCCUGACUGCACUACUCCCGCUAAGGCAUGGGUACUGUUCGGAAGGAGUUAUUAGAGAACGUAUCGAGCUUGGAUUGUCUUACAACCCCAGGUAUUUGGUGGUUAGGAGUUGACGGCGGUAGUUUCGUAGCAUGGGAAAAGCUGCGCGGAUGACUGGCCAUAUUCUGUUCUACUGUGUGUAAUACACAAUCAAGGUUAGAACCAAAAAGGUUCUGAACCCUUCAACUCUGUGUCUCUCGAUGUCCGUUUGCUCUGUUCCACCUGUUUUGGUCGUUUACUCGAGAAUGGAAAGCAAACAAAAAGUAAGGUAGGCAAGCAGACGAUCAUGAUCAUGCACUCUACGUCAAUCACUGGCUUGAUGUGUCGCGAACAGCGU
Molecule: messenger RNA, 2059 nt
Organism: Dothidotthia symphoricarpi CBS 119687
Lineage: Eukaryota; Fungi; Ascomycota; Dothideomycetes; Pleosporales; Dothidotthiaceae
Product: prolyl-tRNA synthetase
Exons: 6
Coding region: 47-1738 (563 amino acids)
Biological process (GO): prolyl-tRNA aminoacylation
Cellular component (GO): cytoplasm; aminoacyl-tRNA synthetase multienzyme complex
Molecular function (GO): ATP binding; proline-tRNA ligase activity
Source: RefSeq, a predicted model, not a curated record